This is a messenger RNA of Bradysia coprophila, 1038 nucleotides long. Its product is annotated as dehydrodolichyl diphosphate synthase complex subunit DHDDS-like. NCBI's taxonomy places the organism in Eukaryota, Metazoa, Arthropoda, Insecta, Diptera, Sciaridae. Gene Ontology annotation, molecular function: ditrans,polycis-polyprenyl diphosphate synthase [(2E,6E)-farnesyl diphosphate specific] activity. Gene Ontology annotation, biological process: polyprenol biosynthetic process. The record is from RefSeq and is a predicted model, not a curated record. Gene Ontology annotation, cellular component: endoplasmic reticulum; dehydrodolichyl diphosphate synthase complex.
CAAUAUCAAAGAACUUUCAGUUUCAAAAGAACCCGGCCCGGUGCUAGUGUAGCCAAAAUGUCUUGGUUGUGUGAAAGUAAUUUGAAUUGGUUACAACGGUUUUCCGUUCGCUUGAUGCAAUGCGGUCCGAUACCGAAACACAUCGCCUUUAUUAUGGACGGUAAUCGGCGUUUUGCAACCAAAAAUAAUUUAAAAUCCAAAACCGAAGGACAUGCGAAAGGAUUCGACAAAUUGGUGGAAAUUUUGCAAUGGUGUUUGGAUAUCGGUGUAAAAGAAGUGACCGCGUACGCCUUUAGUAUCGAAAAUUUUAAACGCAAUAAAGAGGAAGUGGAUACUUUGAUGAAAAUGGCAAAGGAAAAAUUUCAGAAAUUAGUCGACGACGAGAACAAAUUAAACGAGCGAGGCAUAUGCGUUCGGAUUGUAGGAAAUCUGACGCUGUUACCGAUCGACUUACAGUCCAUAAUGGCAAAAGUAAUGCUAAUGACUCGAAACAAUGAUCGGGCUGUAUGGAACAUUGCAUUCGCUUACACAUCACGUGACGAAAUGACUGAAUCGGUACGCACAAUAGUCAAUGGUGUGCAGCAAUUAGAACUGAAUGUGGAUGAUAUAAACGAUAAUUUGUUUAGGAGCUGUAUGUACAUGAGCAAAACACCAGAUCCUGAUCUGAUAGUUCGAACGUCUGGUGAAACACGUCUGUCCGAUUUUCUGAUGUAUCAGUGCUCGACGUCUAUCAUCUACUGCAGUGACACACUCUGGCCUGAAUUAGGGAUAUGGCAACUUUUGAUCGUAAUUUUUUAUUAUCAGCAACACAAACUGGGAAUGGUGAAGGCAAGACAGUGUCUAGACAGUUAUGCUGACAAGUUUACGACGACUGAUGAGCACGCCAGACACCAAAUGGAAUCAUUCGUAAACAGAAACGAAAUACGUAAAAUGCAGCAUUUGGAAGGCUUAACCAAAGUCGACCACAAACGGCGAACCAAUGUUCGAAGCAGUGGUUUCAAGAAGUAGGACUCGUUCGUUACAAAUUAAUUUAAUUUA